Molecule: messenger RNA, 440 nt
Organism: Closterium sp. NIES-67
Lineage: Eukaryota; Viridiplantae; Streptophyta; Zygnematophyceae; Desmidiales; Closteriaceae
Source: the annotation of a GenBank genome assembly
GGAGCAGGGGGCAGGGAUGUACGGCGCGAUCCCCUACGCGCUCGCGCAAGGGGUGAUCGAGCUCCCCUACCUGCUUGUCCAAGCUGUGGUGUACUCGUUAAUAACAUACUCGAUGAUUCGGUUCGAGUGGACAUAUGACAAGUUCCUAUGGUACCUGCUGUUCCAGUUUCUCACUCUCCUCUAUUUCACAUGUUUCGGCAUGAUGACGAGCUCCAUCACCCCGGCUGAAGGGCUCGGAAUGCUGCUUUCGGCCUUCAUCUACUCCUUCUGGAACCUUCUCUGCGGCUUCCUCCUGCCGGCGCCGAAAAUCCCCGUGUACUGGAAGUGGUUUUAUUGGAUCAACCCUGUGGCAUGGUCUCUCUACGGCCUUGCUGCUUCCCAGUUGGGAGAUGUAACGACGUUGGUGUGGCGAUGAGAGAGCAAUGCCAUAUCAUCUGAUU